Aphanomyces invadans is the source of this 1014-nucleotide messenger RNA. RefSeq lists its product as hypothetical. The record is from RefSeq and is a predicted model, not a curated record. NCBI's taxonomy places the organism in Eukaryota, Oomycota, Saprolegniomycetes, Saprolegniales, Verrucalvaceae. The coding region runs from base 100 to 984 and encodes 294 amino acids. The transcript is spliced from 7 exons. Gene Ontology annotation, cellular component: DNA replication factor A complex; chromosome, telomeric region; site of double-strand break. Gene Ontology annotation, biological process: double-strand break repair via homologous recombination; DNA replication; nucleotide-excision repair. Gene Ontology annotation, molecular function: nucleic acid binding.
AAUCGGCCAGGAUGGAAUGCCGCCUGCUGAUGGAUGCGUGUGUAGAGUCAUGUAAAGCUCCUGGCGUGCCAUCUUCACCACGAAGUCAAGAAGAAGGAGAUGUUCUUCCGCCUGAGAGGUCGGAUCAUCACGCGGGUGCACCUCGUGGGUUGGAUCACAAGUGUUCAACCCAAGGUCGAUCGAGUGGAGUACACGCUUGAUGACGGAAGCGGAGAAGUGAAUUUGGUCAAAUGGGAUGGAGCGCACACGAACGUGCUUGCAUUGGGUGAUUUGGUGCGCAUUCAGGGCAAGCUCAAGCACUCGAACUGGUCCGAAUUGGUCGAAGUCACGAUCUCCAAAGCAACGACGGUGAUGGACCCGAACGAAGAAGUUCUGCAUUGGAUGGAAGUGCGACAUCUCUUUCAGGCGGUGUACUCGAUUCCUUGCGAGCACGCACCUCCCCACAUUGAGCGCGAAGAACGACUGGCGCAAGCGUUUCUUCGCCAAGUGUUUCUAGGAAGCCCCAGCAACGAGAUUCCCGUGCCAACGACCGAUGACGAGUUCUUCGCGUGCGCGGUGGCAUUGUAUCUGCAUCGCAGUCAGCACGACUGCCGUCCAAGCCAACCCAUUCGGUUUCGAUUUCACAACCUUGUUAAUAGCUCGGACGAGCUUCUGAAGGUCCCCCAUGGCAUCCAUCGGAUGUCGGCGUUCCGUCGGGCCUUCAACGUGCUUCGAAAAGCUGGGUUGUGCCAUCUAGAAGAUGCUGACAAUGACGUGUACUGCUUUGUCACGUUUCCGGUGGCGCUGCAACCGUGGAUCGUGGAUCUCCUGAACAGUGAGGGUGAUUCCUCUGUGUCGUAUGUGGUCUCCAAGGUAGUUCAGCUAAAGCUCUUCCGCCAUCUUCCUCUGGAUUGGAUCUCCGCUGGCAUCGACGGCCUGUGCCAUGCCCAUGUCGUCGUGCGCUCAGGGUCUCGCAUUUCGACGAAUAAAAAACAAUCCGGAUAGUUUGUCCAACAACCGGAUUGGAAAUCAGAA